Molecule: messenger RNA, 1959 nt
Organism: Haliaeetus leucocephalus (bald eagle)
Lineage: Eukaryota; Metazoa; Chordata; Aves; Accipitriformes; Accipitridae
Gene: DBN1
Product: drebrin 1
Exons: 15
Coding region: 1-1959 (652 amino acids)
Biological process (GO): postsynaptic actin cytoskeleton organization; positive regulation of dendritic spine morphogenesis; neuron projection morphogenesis
Cellular component (GO): dendrite; site of polarized growth; postsynaptic density
Molecular function (GO): actin filament binding
Source: RefSeq, a predicted model, not a curated record
AUGGGCUGGCAGUGUGUGCUGAUGGCCGGCCGGCUGGCCGGCUCCCGCAAGGCUCGGGCACGGCUUCCUACCAAAGAGUGCUCUGCCACCGCCGUCCCAGGCCUGGCCCUCUACACGUACGAGGAUGGCUCUGAUGACCUGAAGCUGGCAGCGUCAGGAGGCGGAGGUUUGCUGGAGCUCUCCGGCCACUUUGAGAUCCAGAAGGUGAUGUACGGCUUCUGCAGCGUCAAGGACCCCCAGGCUGUGCUCCCCAAAUAUGUCCUCGUCAACUGGGUGGGUGAGGACGUGCCGGAUGCCCGCAAAUGCGCCUGUGCCAGCCACGUGGCCAAGAUUGCCGAGUUCUUCCAGGGCGUGGACGUCAUCGUCAACGCCAGCAGUGUGGAGGACAUCGACCCAGGGGCCAUUGGGCAGCGGCUCUCCAACGGGCUGGCCCGCGUCUCCAGCCCGGUGCUGCACCGCCUGCGGCUGCGGGAGGACGAGAACGCCGAGCCUGUGGGCACCACUUACCAGAAAACCGACGCCACCGUGGAGAUGAAGCGGCUCAACCGGGAGCAGUUCUGGGAACAGGCCAAGAAAGAGGAAGAAUUGCGUAAGGAGGAGGAGCGGAAAAAGGCCCUGGACGCCCGGCUGCGGUUCGAGCAGGAGCGGAUGGAGCAGGAACGGCUGGAGCAGGAGGAGCGGGAGCGGCGCUACCGGGAGCGCGAGGAGCAGAUCGAGGAGCACAGGCGGAAGCAGCAGAGCAUGGAGGCAGAGGAGGCCCGGCAGCGCCUGAAGGAGCAGUCCAUCUUCGGGGAGCAGCAAGAGGAAGACGACAGGCAGCAGCUCAGGAAAUCAGAGUCAGAGGUGGAGGAGGCUGCUGCCAUCAUCGCUCAGCGGCCCGACAACCCCCGGGACUUCUUCAAGCAGCAGGAGCGGGUGGCAUCGGGCAGCAGUGACACCGUCUCACCGGGCAGCCACAGGACAGGUCGUCUGCACUGUCCUUUCAUAAAGACAGCUGACAGUGGGCCGCCUUCUUCCUCCUCCUCCUCCUCCUCCCCCCCACGGACCCCCUUCCCCUAUAUCACCUGCCACCGCACCCCAAAUCUCUCCUCUUUCUUCCCAUGCAGCCAGUCGGACGCCUACCGCAAGGCCUCGGCAGCGGGCUGCAGCCCCUGCGAGUCCAGCCCGGCCGCCACGCCGCCGGGCGAGCCGGGCACCCGCGCGUCGGGCAACGAGACGCCGGCAACGCCCAAAGACUCCCCCAGCCCCAGCACCCAGGAGGCCGGGCCAGUCAUCCCUGAGCAGCACUGGCCCUUCCCAGGGCCCGAGGACAAGGCCACCGAGCCCCCCGGGGACGAGCCCAGCCCCAGGCCGGUGUGGACAGCAGGGGGUGACUCCCUGGGGGACCUGAUGACCCUGGAGCCUGCCGAACCCUCCCCGUUACCUGUGGCUGCCGAGCCCCAGCCGGGGGAGACCCCCAACCCCGAGAGCCUCAUCGACCUGUGGCAGAGCGAUGGGGUGACCCCCCCCGCUGCCUGGCCCCUGCCUGCUGCCCCUGUCCCCGAGGGCCCCCCGGCCACGCUGCCCGAUGAGGGGACCCUGCUGAGCCUGGACGAGCUGCCCGAGCCCCCUGCCACCUUCUGCGACGCGGAGCAGGAGGAGGAGGCAGCCGGUGGGGGUGAGACCCAGCCCCGGGGGCUUGGCUGCCAGCGUGCCCCCCAGGAGGAUGCCCAGGGCCGAGAGACCCCCCCCAUCACCAAUGGGGAGAUGGCCCCCAAGGAUGGGACGCCGGGUCGUGGGGAGCAGGCCAGCGAGGGCUAUUUCAGCCAGUCCCAGGAGGAGGAGGUACCCCCCCCCGAGGAGCCAUCGGCCAAAGCCCCCCAGCCCGUCUUCUACAACAAGCCCCCAGAGAUUGACAUCACAUGCUGGGAUGCGGACCCCCUGCCUGAGGAGGAGGAGAGCUUCGGGGGGGGCCUGUAA